AUGGGUGACAACAACCUGCUCGAGUCGUACAAUCCCCUGUACGAUGUGCAUCUGCGGCAGUACUUCGCCUCGCCGCAUAUGCAAAAACAUCUGAGGAACUUGGGAUUGGUAAGGUCAUUUGAUCGAUUUCCAUUCAAAGAUUAUGUCAUUUCCGGCGAAAAAAUCAAGGAUAACAAAAAUAAUUAUCCCUCAUUUUCAGCUCGAUAGCAAUGGAGUCCCAGUUCAAGGAACCAACAAUGUCGAGGGCCAGCUCUACGCUCGCCAUCAGGUCAUGAUGGACAUGAUGUUGCGCAACAAGGAGCGAGUCCUCAUGCAAUUGGCGGAUCUGCAAAAGAAACUGGAUGCCGCCGAAAAAGUCGAAAUUUAUCGGCGGAUUCGAAGUGGAAUCACGAAUGCUGAAGAGUUCAGAAGACAUCAUCUCACCACUCGAAGCUUCUCACGGCCAGCUCGUGCUCGUUCACGUCCUCCAGAGAAUGAUCGAGUCGAAAGACAGCGGCGACAUUCGGGAAGUUUCGACGACAGUGAUUUGUUGAAGAGGAUCGAGAAUGAUUACGAGGAAGCGCAGAAGGUUUACGAACAUGACAGUGGAAAGGGACUGUACGGGAGAUUGGCGGCGAAUGCUUACAAAUACCAGUACUUGCAUAAGGUAGGGAAACUCUAUACAAAGUCAUUUUUCGUCUAUAAAAAUUGUUAAAUAUCUCAGCCGUAUCUUCAAGGCGAGAGCUAAAAAAAUUUAAGCGUUUAUUUGUGGUUCAAAAACUUUUGGAAAAAUUUGAAGUUCCUCCUCAUAAGAUCGCUAAAAUGAUCUCCUUUUCCAGCUUGACGACCGCACUCUCCUCAACUACAAGGACAUGCUCCAGCGUCAGCUGCAGAAGCUCGAACGUUUCCGCGAGAUCUCCUUUGGCCCCCACUCCGUUGCCAAACAUCAACCUCCACUGCAGACGUCUUGGUUCUUCCGUCGAAGGUCUCUGCCGUCUAUAAGUCAAUCCUCGCAAGGCCAGAGUGCGCCACCCACUAUGCAAAUCAGAAAACGCAUGAGGUUAGGGAGAGCAAAGGUUGUACAAGGCACUUGGCUCGUACUAUAUUCUUUUUUGGGAAUUUUCUUUGGUUCUGUGGAUUUUUGGCGAGAGAUAGGAGUGGAAAUUAAAGGGAAGAGCGAAAAUUUGAUUUUAGAGAGAUCAAGCUUUCUUCUUUUUGAAUUGAUUGUUUUCAAACUUCUUUUUUGCCCCAUUUUAGACUAGAAUUGCACUUUUUUGCAGUAUUUUGCACUAAAAUCACUUCAAAAUUCAUUAGCCAAAAAACUGCAUGCCCAGGCCAAACGCUGCCUUCAUUUUUUUCUCCCUCUCUGAACUUUCUCACAGCUUUUUAAUUCUAAUUUUUGUUACAGUAUCCAACUACAGUAUUUUUUGGUAUUUAUCGUAAUAACAAUAAUUGGUUGGAGCUUACAUUCUAUGCAUUUUUAGCCUCGAAUUUCAGCAUCUGUGGCGCACCGUGGAAUUGUUUUUUUUUUUGAUUUUUGUAGCGGAAUAGCUCAUGUCGUUUUCUGUGUAUGGUGUCGUGGUCGACUCUUUCAGGCUUUUCGAUCGGUUUGAUUAUUUGUUUUUUUGGGGAUUUUGAAUUGUUUACGGCAUUUUCCAGAGGUAUUUGUAAUCAUUUUGGUUAUGAAACGUCAACUUUUACUUUAUACAAGCAAAAAUAGAAAGUCUUUACUAUGUUUUUUCGGUUAGAAAGUUGAUUUUAAAUUGUUUAUUUAGUAAUUGCAGACUAUUAAUUUCGAUUUUGACCUAUCAAAGUUGACUAUUUUUCCAAGAAUUUCAUUUUUUAUUAACUCAAAUUCUCAAAAAUUACUUCUAAAAUACAAAAAAUCAGGGAAAUUGCCAAAUUCAGCCUCAUUUUUUAUCAUUACAUCUUAAACUUUCAUGUCAAUUUUUAACCUUCGUAUUUUAGGAAUUCCAAGUCGGGAACUCGAGCUCGCACCGGAAAAUCUUUAUCGCCCAGCCGAGCCUCUGGUCUCCCCGCAACUUCAACCUCAGCUCAGCCGAUCACAAGAAGAGCUCCUUUGCCCAGACAACCCAAGAAACUUCCGCCAUUACCCAAGAAGAAGACUGGGACCCCCACCGCCAAAGCCAAUGGGCACGCACAAACCGGCCAAAAGUUGCCACCGACUGCGAUUAUUCGGUGGGUUUGGUGUAAAAUACGCGUUUCGAAAUUUCAGUUCUUCUAAACAAAAUCCGACUUUUUUUAACAGACCUAAUUGGAUAGCGCAUUAUUUAAAAUAUCCAUAAUUUCAGUCCAUCCAAAAAAGAGCCAGAAUCCAACCGUUCAUCGUCCGGUGCCUCCGUUGAGAAGACCGAGAAGCUUCCCAGCAUCUCCCCGACCCCUCUGGCUGCUGCUGGAGCAGCUGCGGCAGCUGUUGGAGCUGCUGCGUUGGCUGCAAUCUCUCCACAAGCCAGCGAUGGGGAAUACUCCCGGCCCGAGACUGAAGCGUCCGGCCAUUUGUCUGUUGGAAAUGAAAGUGAUGCCACGUCUCCUCAGCCUCAGAGUGAUAUCGAACCAGAACAUGAGGCUGAAAUUGAAGCCGAGCCGUCAACUCCACAGGUCGAAAGAAAGUUUGAAAUGGAACCAGAAGUUCAUGAAGAGGACCAUCAGCAACUUGAGCAUGUUCAGGAGCCAGUUGCUGAGCCUGAACAUGACGCAGAGUCCGUCCAUUCGGAGAAGACCCAUGACGCUUCAUCUCAACCGCCAACGCAUCGAGAAGAGGUUGUUUCAGUCACUUCAUCCCGACUUGAAUCAGCUCGUGAACUGCUUGAAAGAGUCCGUGGGAUUGACAGUCCUUCUCAAUCGCCAAAACCAGAUGAUCGAGGGGCCUCUCAAAUGUCCCGAGAUUCCAUUGAUGGACAUGUUGAUCACUCGCAAGGCCAUGAAAAAACUCAUGAAGAAGUUCAUGAUCAAGUUCACGAACCGGAGAUCACUCAACAGCACGUUCAACAGCUUGCCGAAGAACCUCAAGACGACUUAAUCUCGGCGUCUGAGAGUUUCAAGCAAGUCGAAGAUCAGGUUCAGCAUGAACUUGAAGAUGCUCAUGAACGGGUCCGAAGAUCUGUUGGAGAAGUUCCUGAAGAGAACGAAAUGGAAACCUCUGUCUACCAUCAGCAGGAAGAAAGCCAGGAGCCUCAUUUUCAAGAUGAAUAUCAGCCAACAGAACACCAUGAAGAUGCUCAUGAUCAACAGGAAUAUGAAGAUCAUCAUGUACCUUUAAAAGAGGAAGAUCAUGAGGAAUCCCAUAAAGUAGAAGAGGCACCUCCAACUGAAUCAUUGCAGCGUCAUCGUGACAGUUUUACGGAAUCUGAAUCCGAGCCGAAUCUCCAUUAUCAAACUCAAUCCUUUGCCGUGGAGUCGAACGAAGCUACAUCGGCAAUCGCUCCAGAAGAAACUCAGGCCGCUCCAACUUCAGCUGACAGUUUCCAUGACUCCUCGGUUCCAACCAUUGAAGGAGAGUCUCUGAGAGACUCUGAGGAAGAGACUCGGCCAAACACUGAGGCCCAUGAGCAGGAGGUUCAUGAUGCCACAUCAGAUGUUGCUCACCACGUUGAGGAGUACGACAUGGAUAAGGUUGAUGUGGAAAGAAAACCAAGCUACGAGGCGAUGGUAAUCCAUAGAGACUCGGUAGCACAAGAUCAGAAUGUUCAUGAAGAGCCAGUUCAUCAAGACUAUCAACGCGAAGAUCAUGAUGAUAUUGAGGAAACCUUUGAGAAAGUUGAUCAUCAGCCUUUAGAAGGGUCAGCGAUCUCCCAUCCGGCCAGUCAAGGUGGAGAUCAUGAGCCAGUCCACGAGCCGGCACAUGAUAUUCCGGCAUCUCCAGUGCAGCCUGAAGAUCAUUUUGAACAUCCCGAGCCAGCGCAUGAUCAAGGCCCCUCAACCCCAGACUCCCCUGAACCUCAUGAACAUGAAGAUCAGAUUGUCGACAAUGCUGGAGAAGAAACAUUCGAACGUAAACACUCUCAUCCUUUGACUGGAAGAACUGACGAUGAACUUCAUGAACAAAGCCAUGUAGAUCACGAAGAGUCUCACGGAAUUUCUCAUGAAGAUUCCCAGAGUUCUCACGGACAGCCAGAAGACUACCGUCACGAAGAGGAACAUCAUGAAGAUGAUGAGGUUGCUCAUGGUCUAGUUCAUGAAGCGCGUUUUGAUCAGCCUGAAGAAGAGCCAUAUGAGGCCCAAAAAUCAUCGACGCUUCUUUCGCAGCCUUCUAUUGAGAUCACUCCGGCCUCUGAAUACGGAGGAUCUGUUGAACAUCUUGACCGCUCAGCUAGAACACCAAUCAGUCCAGUCAGUCAAUCGGAAUCGAUCAAAGAGGAGCCUGCGGCCGAAAUCACAAAUCACGAGACGACUUAUCGUGGAGAAUAUGCUCAGAGUUACGAGCCGGAAGGUCCUGAAGAAGUUGAUCAAACAGCUGCCGAGCAAUAUCGUCUGCCAGAAUCCCCGGAUCCUAAUGCUCACAAUGACAUCAUUCCGGAACAAUGUGCAGAGCAUGGUGAAAUUGUUGUUCCAGCUGAUGGUGAGAUCAGUCCACGCGACCAUAUUCCAGAAUAUCACCCACAAACUCAUGAGUACGAAGCUGGACAUGAACAUGACUUUGAUAGUCCUCGUGAAGAGCCGCACCACGAAGUUUAUGAGGGUCACAACGAUCUGCAAGGACAUGAUGAACACUCAGCAGGCCAUCACGAAACUCAUGAAGAAAUUAGAGAGGCUUCUCACGAACCUGUAGAUCACAGUUCCAAUGAAGACGUCCAUAAUGCGCUUUCUCAUGAAUACGAUCAAAUUCCCCAUGAAACAGAGGUUCAUAACGAGCCUGAAGUUACUCAUCAAGAAUACGACGAUGACCAAGGACAUCACAUCGUCCAUUCAGAACACCAUGUUGAUGACAAUGAACCUGGAGUUCAUAUUGAAACGGAAUCUCUUCAUAUAACGACUGAACAAAAUGACGCAAUUUCUCCGCGCUCUGAAGUUUCCCACGGUUCGGAGUCCGGUCAAGGUUCUGAACUGCCGAGUGGACGGACCGAAGACAUCUCGCCUGACCAGCCAGCUGUUCACGAAGAUAUUUUGGCCAGUCCACGCACCGAAGCUCCAGAACUAAGCCCUCGACAUGAAGACGAAGAUCAUCAUAUCUCUCAUGAAGUAGACAUCAGUUCGAAUGAGCCUCAAGUCUAUGACGACGAGUAUACAGAUGAGCAAGGUCAUCAUACCAUCCACGAAGAACAUCGAGUUCAUGAGACUGAGCCUGGAGUUCAUGUUGAAGAAUACAGUUAUCAACAAACCACUGACAAUGAUGCUGAUCAUGUGACUAACCGAUCUGAGUAUUCCGAACAGUCUGUUACUCACGAGCCGAAUUUGAUGGAACAGUCGGUUUAUGAGGAUCAUAGUGAUGGUCAUGGGCAUGAUCACGAGGUAGAUUAUGACCGUCAAAGUCAAGUCAGCCAAGAGGUGAUUCAUCACGAACCUGAACAUCACAUUGUCUCUGAGGAUUACACAAUCGAUCAGCAACAUCAUGAACAUUUGCCAGAGGCUGUUGUUGAACAACUCAAUCUCUCACAUGAACAAAACGUGCAUGAAGAUUCUUACACCGACGACUCUCAGCCCGGUCACCAUGUUGAGGAGCACCAUUAUACAAUUACUUCUGAUGCUGAGCCCAAUAAAAAUGUUGAGGUUGAAGAUUACAGCGAACAGAUUGAUGGGCCUAAUGGAGUUCAUGUCGAAAAGCAUUUCCAAUCCACUACGACUAUUGUAAAUGAGAAUGGAAACUACUCCAAUGGGCACAAAGAUGUGGAAGAGGAUGAUAAUGCAAAUGAGAAGACGUCUUUGUUGAGUCGCAGUCAUGAUAGUGAUGAUGAUGGCGAUACGGACAGUGUGAUUAUUCGUUCAAGUCCGGAGACUACAGAUCGGACUGGACCGGAGACUGGACGCGCUGAAAUCUAA
Messenger RNA from Bursaphelenchus xylophilus (pine wood nematode), 5976 nucleotides. The record is from the annotation of a GenBank genome assembly. Lineage: Eukaryota; Metazoa; Nematoda; Chromadorea; Rhabditida; Aphelenchoididae.